UGGGGCAGCCACAGCUUCUCUGGGCAGCCUGUGCCAGUGCGUUAAUGCAGCUUCUGUAUAUAGUGAAUUCUAAAAUCAGUUGCCGUAAGAAACAAGUUUAGUUGCUGAGAGCCAUCUUUGCAGAGUUGUCUGCUUUUGUUCAUCACCUUCAGCUGCACUUACAAUUGUGAAGGCAUGUUGCAGCCAGUAGAAGGCAGAAGUGGUCUGUGGAUCCACGAAAUAGCGCUUGGAGUAAAGAUGAAUCUAAAUUUGGCCAGAAGAUGCUGGAAAAGAUGGGCUGGUCCAAAGGAAAGGGUCUUGGGGCUCAAGAACAAGGAAAUACAGAACAUAUCAAGGUUCAAGUGAAAAACAACACACUGGGCUUAGGAGCAACCAUCAAUUACGAGGACAACUGGAUUGCUCAUCAGGAUGACUUCAACCAGCUUCUGGCUGAACUGAAUGAUUGCCAUGGACAGGGUGAAACAGAGUCUUCAGUGAAUAAUCAAAAGAAGACCUUCAGUCUGGAAGAAAAAUCCAAAUCUUCCAAGAAACGUGUCCAUUAUAUGAAGUUUGCAAAAGGUAAGGAUCUGUCUUCGCGCAGUGAAGAUGAUCUGUCCUGCAUAUUUGGGAAGCGACAGAAGAGUUCGAAGGGACAGGUAACAAAAGACUUCACCUUUCUCGUUUCCUUCUGUAUUGUUCCUUAUAAUAAAACCAUAUUGAAAUGUCUUUCUGCUGAUGAGAUCACCACAUGGCCAUUGAAAGCAAGAGGUCUUCUGCCGGUAAAAUUGCUGUUGUUUCUGUGUGAAGGCUGCAGUUGAAAGGCUGUGAUCUGA
Messenger RNA from Neopsephotus bourkii (Bourke's parrot), 812 nucleotides. RefSeq names its product PIN2 (TERF1) interacting telomerase inhibitor 1 (gene PINX1). The record is from RefSeq and is a predicted model, not a curated record. NCBI's taxonomy places the organism in Eukaryota, Metazoa, Chordata, Aves, Psittaciformes, Psittacidae. Gene Ontology annotation, molecular function: telomerase inhibitor activity; nucleic acid binding. Gene Ontology annotation, biological process: regulation of ribosome biogenesis. The transcript has 6 exons. Bases 261 to 797 code for a protein of 178 amino acids. Gene Ontology annotation, cellular component: nucleolus.